Molecule: messenger RNA, 1590 nt
Organism: Toxorhynchites rutilus septentrionalis
Lineage: Eukaryota; Metazoa; Arthropoda; Insecta; Diptera; Culicidae
Exons: 2
Coding region: 171-1295 (374 amino acids)
Source: RefSeq, a predicted model, not a curated record
CGUGGAAAACAAUACCUGCCACAGUGUCCGACUAUAAGUUUACAACGAUUUUUUUGUUUUCAAAUUUGAAUCCUAGACGCAAUCGGGUGUGGAAGACUAGCUGUUCGGUUUGGUUCUACGUAGAAAUCGGAACCGGAGCUCUGAAAAGUGAAAGUGAUCUAUAGAUCGUGAUGGCGUACCGAAUGAUGUAUCUUCUAUUAGAUGCAUUCUUGCUGUUAUCGGCAACAGCUCUGGCCAGCGGAAAUGCUCAAACGAACCAAAAGCCUGCCUCAGCGUCCGCCCAGACGGGAAAAACUUCGCACGGAAAACGUGAGGUCUCAACGGGGUUUAGUCCACCGGAUUAUACUCAACCAAGUCAGCCGGGAUACAGCUACGGAGUACCGCAAACUUCGUUUAACUUACCUCAAUUUUCGGAAAAUAAAUUCUUCUCCUCACCUUACAAAUUCACUGCUCCGCAACAUCCACAAUAUAACGGAUUCAAUUCCUUCUCUGAAGGUUCAGUAAAAUACAGCAUCGGUUCUAAGGAACUGUCGGAUUUGCUAAAGAUGCUACAUUCUUCGAAUCCCACCAUAUCUAUCAGAGCCAUUCCUUCAGACCACAGUUGGGGAGCGUCAUCAUACAACCCGUUUGACUCUUUUGCGAAUUACAAACCAACAAUGUUCAAGAUCAAUGAGAUCGCUUCACCGUCUUAUGGAACUCCGCUAGCGCCGCCACUGAAUUCGUAUCUUCCAACCAGCUACGGCGAGCCUCACGGUUACGAGCCAUCGUAUGCAUCCAUGAUUAAAGGUCUUAAACACUAUUCCACGUCGUUCAAAGCACCAUCAUCCGAUCUGUAUUCUGGCAACAAGUACAUCUCUGCCAUCAAGCCAAUAACUUCGCAACCGAAACCACAGGUCGCCUCCCCGUUGCAUACAUCGGUUGAGAUCCACAGACCCUUCAAACCGUCAACUUUCCUUGGAACAACCAGUGAGAUUCCGGAUUACUCGCACUCCCAAUCUUCACCUCCGUCAUCUCACAACUCCUACAUAACGCCUGCCUUACAGUACCUACCACCCCCGAAGAGUCCCAAUAAGGUGACAUUUGAACAACCAUCGAAUAGUUAUCUUCCCCCGCAUCAGCCAUCCAAACCCAACAACGCAUAUCUUCCUUCCAAGCCGUCCAAUACUUACCUGCCGGCCGUUUCCACCAAUUCCCACAGCUCGGAGGAAUCCCGCGAGUCUUAUGACUUCAGCGGAUCGUCGUCGGUACCUUCCGGAGGACACAGCCAAUACCACAAACACCCCUGGCAACCGUAAACCAAGAAUCGCCAAGCAGCGGUCCGACAACUUGAUGAUGAUGAUCCAAAGACGAUUCUAGAGAGAGAGAGAAUUACAAAUGUUCGUAUUAGGGCUAUGCUGAUAAGUUAUUUGAAGUGUGUAUAUGAGAUGCGAAGAAAGAGAGAAGGGCAAAGUAAAUGAUAGUAGUAUUUUGUGAUUAGUGUGUAUAUAUUCAUUAUCCUGUGAAUUAUGGUCCAAUAAUUUUUAGCGACAGGUUGUUAAUCGAAUACCCCAGUACUGACAUUGUUGAAUUAUACACUUUUAGCGAUGCGGA